Messenger RNA from Salvia splendens (bonfire salvia), 1873 nucleotides. Its product is annotated as probable indole-3-acetic acid-amido synthetase GH3.1. Gene Ontology annotation, molecular function: acid-amino acid ligase activity. The transcript is spliced from 3 exons. Gene Ontology annotation, cellular component: cytoplasm. The record is from RefSeq and is a predicted model, not a curated record. NCBI's taxonomy places the organism in Eukaryota, Viridiplantae, Streptophyta, Magnoliopsida, Lamiales, Lamiaceae. The coding region runs from base 26 to 1756 and encodes 576 amino acids.
UCUACAAACUUGAUAGCAGCAUAUAAUGCCAACUGACUCAAACGCCAAGGCUCUUCAGUUUAUUGAAGACAUGACGCGAAAUGUAGACGGCGUACAGGAACACGUACUCGCCCAAAUUCUCUCCCAAAAUUCGGAAACUGAAUAUCUCAAGGGUUUCCAUCUCGCCGGCGCCACCGAUAGGGAGACCUUCAAAUCCAAAAUCCCGAUGGUUACCUACGAAGAUAUCCAGCCGUUGAUUCAGAGAAUCGCUAAUGGAGACCGCUCUCCGAUUUUAUCAGCUCGUCCCAUCUCGGAAUUCCUUACCAGUUCUGGAACUUCAGCUGGUGAAAGAAAGCUGAUGCCAACUAUCAGUGAAGAAUGGGAUCGCCGGCGGAUUCUAUACAGUCUUCUGAUGCCUGUUAUGGACCAAUACGUGAAAGGGCUGGACAAAGGCAAAGGGCUCUACUUCUACUUCAUAAAAUCCGAGACAAAGACACCAAGCGGGCUACUAGCCCGACCCGUACUCACAAGCUAUUACAAAAGCGACAUCUUCAAGAACCGACCCUACGACCCUUUUACCGUCUACACCAGCCCUAAUGAAGCCAUCCUCUGCGAGGAUUCCUCCCAAAGCAUGUAUGCCCAAAUGCUCUGCGGCCUCUACGAACGCCAAACAGUCUUCCGGGUCGGGGCCGUCUUCGCCUCCGGCCUCACUCGCUCCAUCCGCUUCCUCCAGCUCAACUGGAAGCAACUGGCCCACGACAUCCGAACCGGCUCUCUCAACCCUAAAUUCACCGACAGCUCCCUCCGUGACUGCAUGGCCAGUAUCUUGCGCCCCGACCCGGAACUCGCCGAUUUCAUCACACGUGAGUGUGAAAAAGACAGCUGGGAGGGAAUUAUCAAAAGGAUUUGGCCCAACACGAAAUACCUCGAUGUGAUCGUCACCGGAGCGAUGGCCCAGUACAUCCCCACGCUGGAUUAUUACAGCGGCGGAUUGCCCAAGGCAUGCACAAUGUACGCCUCGUCCGAGUGCUACUUCGGCCUUAAUCUGAAGCCCAUGUGCGAUCCAUCGGAGGUCUCCUACACCAUCAUGCCAAACAUGGCCUAUUUCGAGUUUUUGUCCCACACCAACUCAGACGGCAGCAAGGGCGAGGGCGAGCUAGUGGAUCUGGCCGAUGUUGAGGUUGGGAAGGAAUACGAGCUGUUGGUGACGACCUACGCGGGGCUGUGCCGGUACAGGGUGGGCGACAUCCUCCGUGUGACGGGUUUUUACAACUCGGCGCCGCAGUUCCGGUUCGUGCGGAGGAAGAACGUGCUGCUGAGCAUCGAGUCCGACAAGACCGACGAGUCGGAGCUUCAGGCGGCGGUGGAGAAGGCCUCCAAGCUUCUGAGCACGAGAGUGGUGGAAUACACGAGCUACGCGGAGACGAAGAAGGUGCCAGGGCACUACGUUAUAUACUGGGAGCUGAUGGGAGAGUCAUUGCCGGGGGAAGGGGUGAUGGAGCGGUGCUGCCUGGCGAUGGAGGAGGAGUUCAACUCGGUGUACAGGCAGGGGCGGGCGGCGGAUGGGUCGAUUGGGCCGUUGGAGAUUCGGUUGGUGAGGAGUGGCACAUUUGAGGAGUUGAUGGACUAUGCUUUAUCCAAGGGGGCUUCCAUUAAUCAGUAUAAAGUGCCAAGAUGCGUUACCUCUGCGCCCAUCGUUGAGCUUCUUGACUCGAGGGUUGUUUCCACCCAUUUCAGCCCUGCGCCGCCGUGCUGGAGCCCCGAGAGCCGUUUCUGAUGAAUUGUUCCAAAUGAUUGAGAAUAAGAGCCAGGAGCUCCAUUUAUUUCAUGUGUGCUGUUUCAGUUUUAAGCCUUUGUGUUUGUUUACUUGUACUUGAACAUUGUUUAAUCCUUU